Messenger RNA from Triticum aestivum (bread wheat), 1762 nucleotides. RefSeq lists its product as uncharacterized. Gene Ontology annotation, cellular component: ribosome. Gene Ontology annotation, molecular function: 5S rRNA binding; structural constituent of ribosome. NCBI's taxonomy places the organism in Eukaryota, Viridiplantae, Streptophyta, Magnoliopsida, Poales, Poaceae. Gene Ontology annotation, biological process: translation. The coding region runs from base 337 to 1311 and encodes 324 amino acids. The transcript has 3 exons. The record is from RefSeq and is a predicted model, not a curated record.
GAUUCGCAAUGACACCGCUAUUGCUAUUGUGGUUGUUUUCUGCAUUUCAUUUCACCAUCACCGGUCCUCCUGUCGCCGGCGUGUUUCCUCCGCGGCAACUCCUCCGCCCCACUGGUCGGCCGGCGAGCACGCCACUGCUACGGUCUGUUCGCUCAUAUCCACCCCGCACCGGCGGCUCCCAGAUCCCACUCCACCUUUGCCUCAACCUUGCAAGCUCUGCAGAGCGACUCGAAUAGUUGAACUAAGCGGCGCCGGCAGAGUAACUGAGGCCGGCGUGGCAACUUCCCCGAUCGGCCGUCCCGCCGGUGGAGCUGCUACUUUUGGGUGCUUGCGCAAAUGCCACUUCGGCACAUGCUUCUCCAAGCGCGGCAGCGCUGGUCUCAGCCGCCUCCACGGCUCUCCGAGCUACUUCAUGUCUUCCGCUCGCUCUCUAUUCUACCAUCCGGAGCCUCGGCCACGCCACCCUGCCGCUCUCCUACGCAAAUUCAGCUGCCCCAGACCUUGCCUUGCUCCGAUGCCAACCCACUUGGCGUGGGCUUCCACAUUGACGUUGUUGAUGACGACCUCUGGCCCGCUUCCUUCGGCUUCUCCUCGGAUCCCACGCCGGGUGACCAGUGUCUUGAUACCUUCCAAGAACAUGGAGAAGAACACAUGCACGAUUCGGAUGAUGAGAUAGAUGACAUGAGGCACCGCAAGCAGCUCUUCUACAAGCUGGACAGGGGGUCCAAGGAGUUUGAGGAGUAUAACUUGCCCUUGCGCCGCAGAUGGAAGAGAGAUAAACCCAAUGCCAAGGAUCCAUCCGAUUGCGAGAAGGUGGAACCUGAGAAGCCAGCUCGUUUGAAGGUCCCAAAGCUGAAAGCAGAGCCUGCAGUGCAUAAGGAUGACAUAGUUGAGGGGAAGAGGGACCGAGUGCCAACUUUUAACCAGAUGACUGAUCCUUACCACCACCCUUUCUGCCUGGACAUACAUGUCUCCAAGGGGUCGGUGCGUGCUUGCUUCGUCCACCGAGUGACCAGCAGGGUUGUGUCGGUCGCUCACUCCAUAUCAAAGGACAUGAAGUUUGAUCUGGGUUCAAGGAAGGGCAUCAAGGCAUGUGUGGCGGUUGGGGCGUUACUUGCGAAGCGUGCGAUAGAGGAUGAUAUUCACAAUGCAAUUUAUACACCUAGAAAAGGGGACAAAAUCGAAGGAAAAAUUGAGGUUGUGUUGCGUGGAAUAAUUGAGAAUGGAGUCGAUGUGAAGGUGAAACUCAAACAUAGGAGGAAGCUAACAAAGAAUGCGCCGGUGGUGCAGCAAGGCGGUGAGUCUCGGUGACAGCUCAACGGUUGGCCAGCAUAUAUAACCCCUUGAUGGCAUGAGCCCAAUGCUGCAGGAUCCAUUUUAUGUCAUCUCGGAAGACAAACCAUGAGAUGUAGAACAGCUAAAGGGCAUCUGGGCAUCCUGUUUCAGAUCUUAGCAUUUGUGCCCCCAGGAACUCGCUGCUCUGCCUCGCUGUCUAUACUCUGCAGUUUGUGACAAGCCUCCAGUUCCAUGUGUCUUGUCUUUGGCCUGCUUCAUGGCAUCAGCAGCGUUCGAGAUUGGAGUGCACAUGACAUGGCGUAGUUUGGUAGAUGCCUGUGCUUUGUGGUAGGAUUCUACCGGCUUUUCGCUUUGGUAGUGUUGUUCUUUUUACAAUCUCGCUUGCUCAAGUUCAGAGAUGUAACUGAGAUCCCGGGCUGUAUCUGACUUUUUUCUAGCUUGGAAUGAACUUCUCCAUUUGCACCAA